ACCGGCUGGUUUUUAACGUGUAGACGUAGCAUAAUCAAAUCCAAAUGUUUCCAAAUAUUUAAUGGUUCGUCAGGUCCGUGUGCUAUGUGAUUUGAUGGUUCACGGUAAUAUGUUGCGCUGUGAAUGUGAAUUAGAUAGAUUAGGUAGGAGAGUGGGAACCUGCGAUUAUACUGUGAUAAAAUGUGCUAUUUCAUUCUAUAUAAUUGUGUUCUGCUGAUUCAUCAUGCUAUCUAGUCGCGUAUUAACGUGCUUAAAAUUAUUCAAUCUGCAGCAAUUUAGAUCAAUAAACCAGACAUUAAGCUUGCGAUCCAUCAAAAAAGUAAGGUUAUACGUGUGAUUGUAAGUGUGAAACAUGUCAACAACAACAGAACAAAAUUCCAGUGAAAUGUCAGGACCUCCAGAAAAUCAAGAAAAAUGCGGCUGGGUAAAGUAUUCAGAGAGCAAACUUGUAUCACUGGAAAAGAAAAUAUUUCAAGUUGUACAGACCGCAUAUAAAGGGUGCCAUGUCCUUAUCGAUCAUAAAUCAAGUAUAAAAGCUAAAAUAUGGACGAUUUCAAUGAACACAGAGUCUAAAAAUACACCAUUGGUUCUUUUACAUGGUUUUGGUGCAGGAGUUGGAUUUUGGUGUUUGAAUUUAGAUUCCUUAGCAGCUAAUCGGCCUGUCUAUGCUAUAGACAUCUUGGGUUUUGGAAGAUCUUCAAGACCAGACUUUAGUUGUGAUAGUCUAGAAGCUGAACAAGAAUUUGUUGAAUCCAUAGAACAAUGGCGUAAAGAAGUCAAACUAGACCAGUUUAUUUUAUUAGGACACAGUAUGGGUGGUUAUCUAGCAACCAGUUACACCAUUUCAUAUCCAAAACAAGUAAAACACCUAAUAUUAGCAGACCCUUGGGGUUUUGUAGAAAGACCAUCAGAUUUUAAUCCACCUCUAUGGUUGAAAACCCUUGGCAUUGUAUUAUACCCAUUUACAGCAUUCAAUCCAUUAGCAACUGUUAGAGCUGCUGGACCUUUUGGACCAUGGAUUAUAAGAAAGAUGAGAUCAGACAUUUCAAACAAAUAUGCCGGACAUUUAGAGAAUCAUGAGAUUAUCAGUGAUUAUAUUUAUCAAUGCAAUUCGCAAAAACCAACAGGUGAAACUGCUUUUCAUAGAAUGAUUAAAGGUUUUGGAUGGGCAAAAAAUCCAAUGCUCAAUAGGAUACAUAAACUGGAUAAUAGAGUACCAAUUACUUUAAUGAAUGGAUCAAACACAUGGAUGGAUAGAUCAGUGGGAAAGAAACUUAAGGAGCUGAGAAAAAGUUCUUAUGUCAGAUUAGAAGUUAUUAGUCAGGCAGGGCAUCAUGUGCAUGCAGACAAUCCUGAUUCAUUUAAUGAACUUGUUGUUGAUGCAUGUAAUCUGACAGAAGGAGGGGACAAACAAAAUGAUAAAUUGCCACUUGAAAUUAUUCCUGAUCAAGACACAAUAGUUACAGAUACACAGGUUGUUGCAUCAUAGUAUUUUACUUUUAUUCUAUUGCAAUUAUGUAAGGCCUAAUUAAAACUAUAUAAAGAAAAAAUAAAAUAUUUGCUCAA
Molecule: messenger RNA, 1566 nt
Organism: Zophobas morio
Lineage: Eukaryota; Metazoa; Arthropoda; Insecta; Coleoptera; Tenebrionidae
Product: (Lyso)-N-acylphosphatidylethanolamine lipase-like
Exons: 5
Coding region: 353-1489 (378 amino acids)
Biological process (GO): phosphatidic acid biosynthetic process; lipid homeostasis
Cellular component (GO): mitochondrion; lipid droplet
Molecular function (GO): carboxylic ester hydrolase activity; lysophosphatidic acid acyltransferase activity
Source: RefSeq, a predicted model, not a curated record